UUUUAAUAUAACAUUAUUAUUAAUUAAUUAAUUAUUUUUUUAUAACAAUAUUCGCGCGGAUGACGUCAAGGAACCAACUAUUAAACUAGUUCAUAAAAUCACUCAAGGAACUAGCUUUCGACGCAGCAGAACAAGUCUGACAUUUGGAAGUCCAUAAAAUAUAACAUUUUAUUCAAUUACAUAACGUAUUUACAUACGAAACUUUGACGAAGGAAGUUGUGGUGCACCACAACUUAGCAGGCUUAUCUUAGCAGCCUUAACUUAGCCCUUGAGGUAUUGGGAAAAGCAUUGCUUCCGAAUUCUAACCUCAAACUCCACGCGGAAGAUUUUUCGAGCAAGAACACACAAGCCUCUACUGGUAUUGGUAAGUGCGACCAACAAAUUGGCCGGCACCACGAGGCUUUGUGCAUAAAGAACUGCAUCCAGCGACGGUUCAAUUGAAUGGCAUCGAUUUAAGCGAGACGUGUAAUACAGGAAACGAAAUGAGUGAACAAGCUGCCGGUAGUAAUGUGGAAAAAGCUGAUCUCGAAGGAAAUAGAAAGAGAAAAGCUGAUGGGCAGUAUACCUCUGGCACUGUCAUUGCGGAGGAACUCAAAAUGAGAACGUCUCGUACAUCUAUUCUCGACGUAAACGAGGAUUGCUACAGAUUCAUGAUGGAUUAUCUCAACGUACGAGACCAGCUAAGCCUCGCUUCCUCCCACCUGUACAUUGGAGAGAUGUUCCGGAGAUACGCAAGCCAUCGGUACAAAAAUAUUAACGAAUCGCUCACGAGUAGGACUAGCGACGAAAAUCUUAAACAACUGUUGCAGAUCGUUGGUGAGGAUUUGGUUAGCUAUGAGUCCGAAUCCAAUCGCAGUUCGACGGGCGAUCAGCAUCUGUGGCUCCUGCGGAGCCUGCGGAGCCACUGUACGAAACUUAAACAUUUGAAAAUGACCUUUGGACGGACCAGGGGCGGAUGGGACGAUCUAUACAGCCUGAAACAGCUCAAAUCUUUGCACGCUGAACUCCACAUGGCGGAUAGGUGGUGUUCGGAUUUUGUAUACAAUCUCAAGCAAUUCCCGUGUCUGCGAAAACUGACGUUGAGUGCCGUAUCAUAUAGCGGAAGAGACUUGCAUGUUCUUGAUCAACUGGAAUAUCUAGAUGUGGAUUACUGUGAUGGACUCGAUGGCAAGAGCUUGGCGGAUUGCUGCCAAACGAUGAAGCAAUUGCGGCAUCUUGAUUUUGGAUGUCUUCGAAACUUCAGUAAGAGUACCUUUGAAUCUCUGUUGACGAACUGCCAGCAGCUGGAAUGUCUGGUCUUUGAUGUAGGACACCUCGACUCAACGGUGCCCUAUGAGAUGCUCUGCCAUUUGCCCCGGCUGCGUUAUUUGAACGUAUGGACAUGUUAUUUACGCGACUCUUUUAUCGAGGGAUUGAUGAACAAACAGGGCUCUCCUCUGGAAAGUCUUUUCCUGGAAGGUUGCGCGUUGUCCGCGGAUCAGAUUAAGCAUCUGUGCAAUAUUUCUACACUCACGGAACUCCGCGUAAGCUGCGACACCGUCCCUUUGGAGGACUUACUGAAGCUAAAGAGCCUCCUAAACCUUCACAUAUCCAUGCCAAUUACGACUGGCCAAAUUGUGGAUCUCCUCCAGGGUCUUCCUCGCCUAAAAUUUCUCAACAUACUAGAUCGCGAUGACGUAGACAAAGUGAACUUAGGGAGAAGUGUUCAUACCUGGAUGAACGAACAGAGGGAGCAGCGCAGGAAGAUCAAAGUCUGCUUCUCUAAUACAUAUACAGACGAUAUCCUUUGGUUGGAAUAAAGUGGUUGAUAUCAA
This is a messenger RNA of Drosophila pseudoobscura, 1814 nucleotides long. RefSeq lists its product as uncharacterized. Lineage: Eukaryota; Metazoa; Arthropoda; Insecta; Diptera; Drosophilidae. The transcript is spliced from 2 exons. The coding region runs from base 483 to 1799 and encodes 438 amino acids. The record is from RefSeq and is a predicted model, not a curated record.